Molecule: messenger RNA, 1503 nt
Organism: Brachypodium distachyon (stiff brome)
Lineage: Eukaryota; Viridiplantae; Streptophyta; Magnoliopsida; Poales; Poaceae
Product: ATPase ASNA1 homolog
Exons: 7
Coding region: 114-1205 (363 amino acids)
Biological process (GO): post-translational protein targeting to endoplasmic reticulum membrane
Cellular component (GO): GET complex
Molecular function (GO): ATP binding; ATP hydrolysis activity
Source: RefSeq, a predicted model, not a curated record
UUCCUGUUUCGUGUGCCACCUGUCCCACCUCCAAAGGAAGGAGGCGCUGUCCGGCUCCCACCUCUCCACCCUCCAGAUCUCUCUCGCCCCGGCGGAACCGGAGGAGCGAGCGGAUGUCGUCAGCGGCGGUGGUGCAGGCCGGCGACGCGCCGGACCCGACGGUGCGGAACCUCCUGGAACAGGACUCCCUGAAGUGGGUGUUCGUAGGCGGCAAGGGCGGCGUGGGCAAGACCACCUGCAGCUCAAUCGUCUCCAUCCUCCUCGCCUCCGUCCGCCAGUCCGUGCUCGUCAUCUCCACCGACCCCGCUCACAACCUCAGCGACGCCUUCCAGCAACGCUUUACCAAGUUCCCCACCCUCGUCCGCGGCUUCUCCAACCUCUACGCCAUGGAAAUUGAUCCAAAGGUAGAAAAUGAUGAUUUCUCGAAUGAAGGAAUGGAAGGAUUUCUUUCAGAAUUGACAAAUGCAAUUCCAGGAGUUGAUGAAGCUAUGAGUUUUGCUGAAAUGUUGAAAUUAGUCCAAACAAUGGAUUACUCUGUUGUAGUUUUCGAUACUGCUCCGACAGGGCAUACUUUACGGUUGCUGCAGUUCCCAGCAACACUGGAGAAGGGUCUAGAGAAAGUGAUGUCCUUGAAAAAUAGGUUCGGUGGUAUGUUGAAUCAGGCCAGUCGAAUGUUUGGUCUUGGUGAUGAACUGAAUGAGGAUGCAAUGCUUGGGAGACUUGAAGGCAUGAAGGACGUGAUCGAGCAAGUGAACAGACAAUUUAAAGAUCCAGACUUGACAACCUUUGUUUGUGUUUGUAUUCCUGAAUUUCUUUCAUUGUAUGAAACGGAGAGAUUGGUGCAAGAGUUAGCAAAAUUUGAGAUUGAUGCCCACAAUAUUAUUAUCAAUCAAGUUAUUUUUGAUGAGGAAGCUGUUGAGUCAAAACUGCUAAAAGCACGCAUAAGGAUGCAACAAAAGUAUGUUGAACAGUUCCAUAUGUUAUACGACGACUUCAACAUAACCAAGUUACCGUUGCUCCCAGAGGAGGUAUGUGGUGUUCAGGCUCUACAAAACUUCUCCACGCACUUCCUUGCACCAUACAAAUCUGCACUGAGGCGGGGCAGCGUGGAGGAACUAGAAGAGAGAGUAUCUACGCUGAAGUCAGCGCUGCAAGAAGCUGAGACAGAACUAGAUAGAGUUAGGAAAGGAAAGCAGGUAGCAUGAGCCUUUUUCACCUGUCAAAGUUCAUGGCACUCCGCACAGACCAGUUAUAGAGGACUACAAAAUCUUCCUGUGUUCUUGCAUACUCCGGCUGUUUUCCUCCAUUUCAUGUUUCCACAAUUGAAAAUUUUAGAUUUGUUGUUAUAGCUAUCUGAAGAAAAUGUAUUAUUAGCUCGUGGUAUAGGCCUGUUUUUCUUUAUCUUCCAAGUCUACUUUAAGAGUCGAUACUGCUGCGGCUGCCCGGCGGGAGUUGGUUCUCCCGAGUUGUUCUGCGUUGCGAAAGGGAUUGAUUACAUUGAAA